This is a messenger RNA of Aaosphaeria arxii CBS 175.79, 3853 nucleotides long. RefSeq lists its product as uncharacterized. NCBI's taxonomy places the organism in Eukaryota, Fungi, Ascomycota, Dothideomycetes, Pleosporales. The transcript has a single exon. Bases 448 to 3387 code for a protein of 979 amino acids. The record is from RefSeq and is a predicted model, not a curated record. Gene Ontology annotation, molecular function: protein binding.
CCUGGAGCGGGACGUGGUAGUACUGGUCUCGUAUACUUACUUUACCACCUUUCCUGACUGGUAGACGCAGGCUUUCAGCACACACACACAAGUUGUCCUCCUCACCCUCUUUCCCUCUCCUCUACGAAUAGGCGCACCCUCGUCCAUCUCACGCCGCGCACCCACUUCGCCUGUUCAUCGCGUCAGCCUACGGCCGCAACACCGCUUUACCUUGACCACUCCGCUUACGUCGACGAACGACGAACAAGGAACGACGACGACGGAAGACGACAGCGAAAAGCACGAAUCUUGAAGCGAUCUUGAUGCUUCUUUCUACCUACACGGCCUGUUGAGCGCAGCUAGGACGCAUACCCAGCAAGAAUACCCAUGGAGAAUUCCUAAUACGCCCAAACGUCGAACACCCUUCCUACCUGCCUGACAGAAUAUAUACCGCUUGCACGGCCUAUCAUGGGUGGGAGGAGAUUGUCGAAUCUAGAUGGACAGCAUUUAGCAAUUCGUACCGAUGUGAAAGGCAAAGAUCGCGAACAGAAUGGCGGGUUUCGCAACGACGCAGCAGGCGGACCUUCUCAUCGUGUCCACCGCACCGCGUCGCUGAGUUCGCUCGCUGCUUCGAUUGACGAACAGGUCCAUACACAUCUCUCUGCUUCAUCGACCGGCAAUGACACGCUCUCGUCGUCUGGCAUGUCUGGCAUGUCCACAGCUCGCACAUCUGCUAUGCUCAGCUAUGAUGAUCGCUGCGAACCUCCUGUUUCCACGAGCACCUCGAUAUACGCGCACCCAGCUACUACCGUCCUCGAACUUGUUUCCAAUACCGCGUCUUCGUCUGCGUUACCCGACAAUUUCAGUUUCAAUUUAUCGCGAAAGGGGGAAUUCACAUGCGUUUUUACGACUUCAACCAUUUGGUUGAUCAAGGCGACCCAGCUGCCACGCCUGUGGGCAAGAACCUUGCAAGUAAAGAGGAAGCCUGUGGCUGUGGAUAUCUUAGAAGACGGAUCACUUUUGGCUGUUCUUUCACGACCAUCUCAAGUCGACGUGUACGAGAUUUAUGGGGAACACGACCGCCAGGUGAAGAAGAGACGGACAAUAAUGUUGGUCCAUGAGGCGCAUUCUAUGCGCAUUUCGCCAGACGGUCUGAUAUUGAUAACUGGCAAUACCUUUGGAAUCGAGGUCAUCUCAAUUGGACCUGAUGCCCCCGAGACUAGUCGAAGAACUCUCUCGGGCCCCGUGGGCGAUACCUUAGAAUUUUCUGAAGACGGGCGCACGCUACUAAUCACCAGUUAUGCUCGUAAGAGCGGUGGAACAUCCUUGUUUGUUCUUCCUGGGCUCUAUGAUGGGCCCCUGAAUGAGGAGGGCGAACCUAUGCCUGCAUCUCCCGAGGCCGUGUGGACAGGCCUCGUCCUGUUUCCUGAGACCACAAGAAUAGCACGACAGGCGACGCUGCUCCCAGAUGCUGAUACUGGGACAGUGAACGAACUUUUUGCUUUCAAUGCCGAUGAAGACACAUGGGGCAUCUAUGACAUUGGAGCUCAACGUUUCACCCAGAGAAAAAUGUUCCUACCCGAUCAACAGCGAUGGACCCGAUCCGAGUUCCUUGACGACGCCAUGCCUGCAGUCUCUGUCAAUGCAGACUUAGCAGCGGUUGCUUUAAAGAUGCGUGGAACAACGAGUCUAUGGAUCUAUCAGGUCCCCGAUUGGGACUAUCAACCCAACUCACAGAUGCCUGACCAAACGCCUAUUCAGCCCUGUUUCUGUGUGCCUAUCCUGCGCGACAGUCAGGAUGCUAAUCAAGAGAUAUGUGAGCUACGUUGGGUUAGGAUUGACGACAACAUCCAACGACUCGUUGCCGUUGGCAACGUGAGCAAGGUCAUCGUUGAUGGAGAAGAUUCAGUUGACACGCCUUGCUCCAAGGGGGUGAUCAUCAUUCUUGAUUUUGACAAGACUAGACCGGCCAGCAGUUCUAGCCCUGCUCCAAUCAAGAUGGAAUACGAUCUGGAUCCCCUUCUCCCCGGGGAGAGACUGCCUGAAGGAGAUAUUGACUUUGAGAGAGAGGUUGAGUUAGUGCGAACUCGUACCAUGGCGCAGCGUAGAGCACAGUCUCGAGCUGGCGAUGGAAGGAGAAAUUCUAGACAAGGCCCGCCGCCAGGGCGGGCGCGCACUACUGCGAACCGCGAACGAGCUCCCCCCAUGCCCACGAUCACACGGGAUGACGAGGGAGAAUUGACAAUGGAAGAGGCACAGGCGGCUUUUGAGGCACCGUAUGACAACACACAACCAAGGUCACAGAAUUCAUUGGCUAGAGCAGCCACGGUCGCUGCUGUUUCUCCAGCGAACCGCCGCCAUCUGCGGUCGCUUCCAUUUCGGCCCCUUGACUAUCGUCGAGCUGAUGGUAUGCGAGAGUUUCCUCACGAGAGCGAUGCCGACAAUUGGGUGCCUCCACCACCUGCGUAUACUGCAUCGGCUGAGGAAUCUCACAGCGUGAGCUUGAGCCACCCCGGUGCUCCACCGGAUGGGAUGCGCUCAGCUCUACCACAGAAUCCCCCCUUUCCCCCAGUACCAGCUCUUCCCACGAGUGUCAACGCCUCACAGGCUGCCGCACAUCUUUCUCAACAUCGACCAAGCCUUGCCUCCCAAUCCUCCUCCGACCUCACCCUCCCCGGAACAAAUGCUCGCCCUGCGCUGCUUCAUCCUUCCACUUACCCGAGCCCACAAUCUCCCGGUCCGGGCCGUCGUCGCAGCUCCGCAACCCAGCAUUCGCCUCCCCCACAGGUGCAAAGCCAGCCACCGUCGAAUCAACUACAGUCUGCUUACAACGCAACAUCCUCUCGUCACGCUGUCUCUUCUAUUCUUCGUCGGUCGACCCUUCGACCCAAUCGGGCUAUCGAGUCACAAGUUGAUCUUCGACCUCCCCCGCUCAUCACAGCCUCCAUGGCCAAUGGUCCACGUCGAGGAUCUGCUCCUGACACGGCAGCCAUCACACGUAGGCCUGUGGGUGCUCCCCCAUCUGCACGUGCAAAUCCGAACCGGAUGAGUAUGCCUCCUAAUGGGUACCCAACUGCCAAUGCCAACACAAACCCCGAUCCGAGAAGUAACGGAAAGUCGAAAUCAAGACGCUCUAUUCUCCCGCGACUUCUGCCUCCUGGUAAUCAUCACUCGACGAGAGCGGAUCCGGCCAGUGCACCUCCUCGAAGUCACAGAGGAUACACGCCACACUCAGCUGCCCCAGUAGCUCCGGUACAGCGACCAGCGAGCAGCGCAGAACAUCGACAAUAUCAUUUUGGCAUGUCACGCCAACAUCAGCAGCACUACUCGCAGCAUGAGCAAGGCCAACAUCCGCAGCAGCCUAAUUCUGCCAAAGAGAAGAAGAAGACAGCUUGUGUUGUCAUGUGAGGAAAGCCAUCGAACCCUGACAUAUACCCUUUCCCUACCACUGAGCGAUCGAAUGCCCAUUACCAUUGUUUGCCAGCAAUUUCAGCGAUUUAGUUUCAAAUGAAGCGCAGCAUUACACUCCGGCCCUAUCCGAAAAAGCGAAAACACCUUUUGAUAGUAAUAACCCCACUCGAUCUAUGCUAUCUACCUCCCACUCAUCAAUGCGAGCAUAGCUCCGUACAGAUCUUAGGAAGACAUUUUCAACAUACAAUUGCCAUCAUACAGUCGCUAUUGAUUCAUAUUUUUUUUUCUGGUGUUUCGUUUUAUAUACCCAUGGGGCGUUCACGUUUUCUUUCGUCGAUCUUGGGGAUAUUUUGGUUCAUGGACCAAAUGUGAAGGGUGUGGUAGGGCUUGAUUUCGAACAGAUAAAAUUUUGAUGAAACAUGCCCUUUCAGAAGGUAUGGAGGUAUCUAGAGGAGAUGAGGAA